Messenger RNA from Zea mays, 992 nucleotides. RefSeq lists its product as uncharacterized. Lineage: Eukaryota; Viridiplantae; Streptophyta; Magnoliopsida; Poales; Poaceae. The record is from RefSeq and is marked validated. Gene Ontology annotation, molecular function: oxidoreductase activity; FMN binding. Gene Ontology annotation, cellular component: cytosol. The coding region runs from base 144 to 752 and encodes 202 amino acids. The transcript has 3 exons.
GCUGAGUGGCUGACGCACGGGCCUGGCGUAUUUAUUGGCUUCCCCGCCGCGUCGUGCACCUGCACCAGCACCAGCACGGCGACCAACCCUCUCCCAACCCGACUAGUCGGACUCGCAGCUCCGCCCCAAGUCCAGGUCCAAGCAUGGAAGUCGCGGCGGCGUCGGCGAGGCCCGUCCUGCGCGUGGCUGCCAUCUGCGGCUCCCUCCGCAAGGCCUCCUUCAACCGCGGCCUCCUCCGCGCCGCCGCGGAGGUGUGCGAGGACUCCAUCCCGGGGCUCCGCAUCGACGAGCUCGACAUCUCCGACCUGCCCAUCAUCAACACCGACCUUGAGACCGGCAGCGGCAGCGGCACCGUCUUCCCGCCCGCCGUCGAGGCCUUCCGCGCCAAGGUCUGCCAGGCCGACUGCUUCCUCUUCGGCGCGCCCGAGUACAACUACUCCAUCGCCACCCCCCUGAAGAACGCGCUUGACUGGGCCUCUAGAGGAAAGAACUGUUGGGCAGACAAACCUGCUGCGAUCGUGAGUGCAGGCGGCGGCUUUGGAGGAGGGAGGUCGCAGUACCAUCUCCGUCAGGUCGGGGUUUUCCUGGAUCUCCAUUUCAUCAACAAGCCAGAACUGUGCGUCCAAGCCUUCCAGCAGCCACCCAAGUUUGACAGCGAUGGAAAUCUGGUCGAUGCUGAAAUCAGAGAGCGGCUCAAGAAAGUGCUCCUAUCCCUUCAGGCCUUCACGCUCAGGCUUCAGAAGGAGGACUGAAUCAACUCGGUACCAUUGUAGUACGUGCUUCCCUGAGAAGCGUUUAUUGCUCUUGGAAGUUUGUAACGCGUUGCUGGGUGGCCUGGAAGUUUGUAAUAAAUCCAAGAAGUGUUCUCGCUGAAUAUUUAAGAUUUGAUCGCAUCUAUAUAUAAUAAAGAUUGUGUUCUAGCGUUUUUGCGUUUCCCAGUAAAUGAGAAUCGAUUCCAGUAGUUGUCUCGUCUUAGCAAUUUUUUUUUGAAU